AUGCUCAUGGAUGGACUGAUAUGGCCCUCCUUGUUCCCCUGCUGCUGGCUCAGCCCCUUGGGCUCAGCACCUCUGACCCACUUCCCUCUCUAUUUCCAGACCGGCCUCAUUGUCGCCUGCUACCAUGGCUUUGUGGAUGCUGUGGUGGUCUUGGCAGAGUGCCCCCAUGUUGAUGUCAACUGGCAGGACAGCGAGGGGAACACCGCCCUAAUCACAGCUGCACAGGCAGGGCAUGCCACCAUCACCAACUACUUGUUGAACUACUUCCCUGGCCUUGACCUUGAAAGGAGGAACGUGUUUGGGUUCACGGCCCUGAUGAAAGCGGCCAUGCAGGGCCGAACGGAGUGCAUCCGAGCCCUGAUGCUAGCAGGGGCGGAUGUCCACGCCAGGGACCCGCACCGUGGGAUGUCGCCCCGGGAGUGGGCCACCUACACGGGGCGGACGGAGGCGGUGCGCCUCAUCGGGAGGCUGCUGGAGCGCCCCUGCCCGGAGCAGUUCGGGGAAAAGUACCGGCCAGAGCUGCCGCUGCCCCUCGAGGGGGCUCAGAAGCCAGGGAGCUCCAAAAACUGCUUGCAGAGGCUCACGGAGUUUGUGCGGUCCUCGCUGACCUCCCGCGCGCGCCAGGGCCUGGAGGACGGGGGCGUCCUGGACCACAUGGUCAGGAUGACCACGAGUCUCUACAGUCCCGCUGUGGCCAUCGCCUGCCAGACCGUGUGCCCCGAGCACGCCCCCUGCGUGGGGAAAAGGCGGCUGGCAGUACAGGAAAUCCUGGGGGCUCCCGGGGCCCCCGACACCCGGGCCCAGGAGAGGGACCAGGUGGAGGACCCCGAGCAGCAAUUCCGGACCUCCCAGGCGGGGGGUGCCUCCAGAGAGGGGCCCCCGAGAGCCAGCCUCGCGGCUUCAUUUGGCUAA
This is a messenger RNA of Myotis davidii, 912 nucleotides long. RefSeq names its product ankyrin repeat domain 33B (gene ANKRD33B). The record is from RefSeq and is a predicted model, not a curated record. The transcript is spliced from 5 exons. The coding region runs from base 1 to 912 and encodes 303 amino acids. Gene Ontology annotation, molecular function: protein binding. Lineage: Eukaryota; Metazoa; Chordata; Mammalia; Chiroptera; Vespertilionidae.